Messenger RNA from Trypanosoma rangeli, 870 nucleotides. RefSeq names its product putative diacylglycerol kinase. Gene Ontology annotation, cellular component: intracellular membrane-bounded organelle; cytoplasm; membrane. The coding region runs from base 1 to 870 and encodes 289 amino acids. The transcript has a single exon. Gene Ontology annotation, molecular function: kinase activity. Gene Ontology annotation, biological process: sphingosine biosynthetic process. The record is from RefSeq and is a predicted model, not a curated record. Lineage: Eukaryota; Euglenozoa; Kinetoplastea; Trypanosomatida; Trypanosomatidae.
AUGCCGGAGAAGAACAUUCUGAAUGCUCUUGAGUUGCACGCAGACACGGCAGAUGCUAUUGUUGUCUGUGGUGGUGACGGGACUCUGAGUUCUGUCGUGAAUGUUCUGGCGACCGCACGCCAUGAGUUGCUUCUUAAAAUGCCGAUUAUCCCUGUGCCCUGUGGGCUACAGAACUCCAUUGCAGCGUCACUUGGAGUGCUUUCGGCUGAGCGCUCCGUGUCUGCCUUUCUGCUGGGGCGUGUGGAGCCCAUUCCAGUUUGGGAGGUGCGUGUCAACGGGGCUCUGGUGCGGUAUAUGGCGUCCUACAUUUCUAUCGGCGUCUGUGCAAUGUGUGUCCGGCGCCUGCAUGACCUGGAUGCCGUGGGUGAGAGCUACGUGGCUCUGCUCACCGUUCGAAACAAAUACAAAGUGAGAGCCUUUUACACGGCGUUGCGGAACGAAGUGGUUCCAUGUACCGCCGCUCUGACGACGACGACGAAGUCCCACAUGGAGAUUGCACUGUCGGUGAAGCUCUUCGUGGCCUCACAGAUGCCGUUGCAGCACGCCCGUUACUCCCUCAUGCCAUGUGCAACCUUUAAGCACGGCACAUUGGGCGUCACGUAUGCCACAGAAGCGGCGUCAAGGCUUUGUCUUUGGCAUUUACUGAGCCGAGAGGCCGCAGAGGGCGUAAUUAUAAAUGAGGAUGGUGUCUGUGAGUGCCCUUGCGUGGGUGAACUGGACUGCUGCAUCAAAGGCGUGUCCAGUGAAGAGGCAGAGGACACCUUGCCAAGGGUUCUCAUGAUGAUGGACGGGGGGGCGGUGUAUUUGCUUCCAGGUUCAAAGGUGUCGGUGCGGCGAGCGUCUUGUGAGACACUUUUCGCGUCUUGUUGA